Messenger RNA from Microtus oregoni (creeping vole), 5465 nucleotides. RefSeq names its product forkhead box O1 (gene Foxo1). The transcript is spliced from 3 exons. Bases 394 to 2346 code for a protein of 650 amino acids. Gene Ontology annotation, biological process: insulin receptor signaling pathway; regulation of transcription by RNA polymerase II. The record is from RefSeq and is a predicted model, not a curated record. Lineage: Eukaryota; Metazoa; Chordata; Mammalia; Rodentia; Cricetidae. Gene Ontology annotation, cellular component: nucleus. Gene Ontology annotation, molecular function: RNA polymerase II cis-regulatory region sequence-specific DNA binding; DNA-binding transcription factor activity, RNA polymerase II-specific.
GUCGCUGCAGUCCCUGCCACCGCCACAUUCAACAGGCAGCAGCGCCGCUGUCGCGCGGCCGCGGGGAGAAGGAGCGAGCGGCCCGCGGCGUCCGCCCGUCUGCUCUUGCGUCCGCGGCCCUGUCAGCAGGAGCGUGGCGCCCGAGCUGCCGGGCCCCGCGGCCUGGUCCGUGUCCCGUCCAAGCCACGAACUCGGAGGAUCCUGAACCCGCGGUGGCCCAGCAGCGAAGUUAAGUUCUGGGCGCGUCCGUCCGCCGCGGCGCGCCUCGCUCCGGCGUGCGUCCGCUGACCGCGGUCCCAAAUCUCGGAGCGACUCUCCGGUCGCCCCGCUCCGCGCCCCCGGUGGCCGCGGCUCCCGGUCCUUUCUGCUGGUGGGGGAGGGGCGGGGGUCACCAUGGCCGAAGCGCCCCAGGUGGUGGAGACCGACCCGGACUUCGAGCCGCUGCCUCGGCAGCGCUCCUGCACCUGGCCGCUGCCCAGGCCGGAGUUUAACCAGUCCAACUCGACCACCUCCAGUCCGGCGCCGUCGGGCGGCGCGGCCACCAACCCCGAUGUCAGGGCGACCCUGGCCUCGGCGUCCGCUGUCAGCACCGACUUCAUGAGCAACCUGAGCCUGCUGGAGGAGAGUGAGGACUUCGCGCGGGCGCCCGGCUGCGUGGCUGUGGCGGCCGCGGCAGCUGCCAGCAGGGGCCUGUGCGGGGACUUCCAGGGCCCCGAGGCGGGCUGCGUGCACCCGGCGCCGCCGCAGCAACCCCCGCCGACCGGGCCGCUGGCGCAGCCUCCACCCGUGCCCCCCGCCGCCGCCGGGCCACUCGCGGGACAGCCGCGCAAGAGCAGUUCCUCGCGUCGCAACGCGUGGGGCAACCUGUCGUACGCCGACCUCAUCACCAAGGCCAUCGAGAGCUCGGCCGAGAAGAGGCUCACCCUGUCGCAAAUCUACGAGUGGAUGGUGAAGAGCGUGCCCUACUUCAAGGAUAAGGGCGACAGCAACAGCUCGGCCGGCUGGAAGAAUUCAAUUCGUCAUAACCUGUCCCUUCACAGUAAGUUUAUCCGUGUACAGAAUGAAGGAACUGGAAAAAGUUCUUGGUGGAUGCUCAACCCAGAGGGAGGCAAGAGUGGAAAAUCCCCUCGGAGAAGAGCUGCGUCCAUGGACAACAACAGUAAAUUUGCUAAGAGCCGGGGUCGAGCUGCCAAGAAAAAAGCAUCCCUCCAGUCUGGGCAGGAGGGUCCCGGGGACAGCCCUGGGUCUCAGUUUUCUAAAUGGCCUGCAAGUCCUGGGUCCCAUAGCAACGAUGACUUUGAUAACUGGAGUACAUUUCGUCCUCGAACCAGCUCAAAUGCUAGUACGAUCAGUGGGAGGCUUUCUCCCAUCAUGACGGAACAGGAUGACCUAGGAGAUGGGGAUGUGCAUUCUCUGGUAUAUCCACCUUCUGCUGCAAAGAUGGCUUCCACUCUGCCCAGUCUGUCUGAAAUCAGCAAUCCUGAAAACAUGGAAAACCUUUUGGAUAAUCUCAAUCUUCUGUCAUCCCCAACGCCUUUAACUGUAUCAACCCAGUCUUCGCCUGGCAGCAUGAUGCAGCAGACACCUUGCUAUUCGUUUGCACCGCCAAACACCAGUCUGAAUUCACCCAGCCCAAACUACUCAAAGUACACGUAUGGCCAGUCCAGCAUGAGCUCCUUGCCCCAGAUGCCCAUGCAGACUCUUCAGGACAGCAAAUCCAGUUAUGGAGGACUGAACCAGUAUAACUGUGCACCAGGACUCUUAAAAGAGCUGUUGACUUCUGACUCUCCUCCCCACGGUGAUAUCAUGUCACCAGUUGAUCCUGGAGUAGCCCAGCCCAACAUUCGGGUCCUGGGCCAGAAUGUGAUGAUGGGCCCUAAUUCAGUCAUGCCAGCCUAUGGAAGCCAGGCAUCUCAUAACAAAAUGAUGAACCCCAGUUCCCACACCCACCCUGGACAUUCACAGCAAACAUCUUCAGUCAAUGGGCGCGCCCUGCCCCACGGGGUGAACCCCAUGCCUCACACGCCUGCCAUGAACCGCUUGACCGCUGUGAAGACACCGUUACAAGUGCCUCUGUCCCACCCCAUGCAGAUGAAUGCCCUGGGUGGGUACUCCUCUGUGAGCAGCUGCAAUGGCUAUGGGAGGAUGGGUGUCCUCCACCAGGAGAAGCUCCCAAGUGACUUGGAUGGAGUGCUCAUCGAGCACUUGGACUGUGACAUGGAGUCCAUCAUUCGGAAUGACCUCAUGGAUGGAGAUACCUUGGAUUUUAACUUUGAUAAUGUGUUGCCCAACCAAAGCUUCCCACACAGUGUCAAGACUACGACACACAGCUGGGUGUCAGGCUAAGAGUUAGCGAGCAGGCUACGUUUAAAAGUACUGCAGAGUGUCUGACAGAUGGAACUGAGAGAAGCAGUCCAAAGAUGCCCUUCACCCUCCUUUUAGUUUUCUUGGUUUAAAAAAAAAAAAAAUCCUUUUUUUCCUUUCAUCAGACUUGGCAGCAGAGCCACCUUCCUGUACAGGAUGUUUGCCCAGCGCUUGCAGGUUAUGUGCUCCUGCAGAUAAGGACUGUGCCGCUGGGAACCAUUGCAAUGACGUGCCAAACUCACUACACCGUGUAAUUGCAGAAAAGACUCAGAUCCUGGCGUGCUUUCAAGUUUUGUAUAUAUGCAGUAGACACAGAAUUGUAUUUGUGUGUGUGUGUGUGUAUUUUUAAUAUCUACUUGGUCCAAGGAAAGUUUAUACUCUUUUUGUAAUACUGUGAUGGUCUCAUGUCUUGAUAAACUUUGCUUUGUACUACCUGUGUUCUGCGAAAGUGAUGAAUCACGAACUAAGAUCUCCAUUCUGCACCUCUGCUGAAUGACUUACCAUCUUGCCACAGGAUUCGUUGAGAAACAAGUAGCCUGUGAUCAAUCUGCUGAAUAAGUGGACUUGUGAAACUUUGGGGCAGAAUAAGAUUAAGUGCCAGCUUUGUACAGGUCUUUUCUAUUAUUUUUGUUGUUGUUUAUUUUGUUAUUUGCAAAUUUGUACAAACACCUUAAAAUGGUUCUAAUUUCCAGAUAAAUGACUUUUGAUGUUAUUGUUAGGACUUGAUCAUUUUUGGAAUAGAUAUUGAACUGUAAUGUUUUCUUAAAACUAGAGUCUACUUUGUUACAUUGUCUGCUUGUAAAUUUGUGAAAUCAAAGGUAUUUGGGGGCAGCAUUCAUAAUUUUCACUUUGUAUUUCUAACUGGAUUAGUACUAAUUUUAUACGUGCUUCACUGGUUUGUACACUUUGAGAUGCUACCUGAUGAUGUUUCUGACUAAUCCUAAAUCAUUGUAAUUAGUACUUGCAUACACAAUGUUUCUGGCCCUGUUUGAGCAGGAAAGUGAUGUAUAUUUACAUAUACUUUGUGUUUUGUAUGUAGAAGAAUUUAAUAUGUUUUUAUGUGUGUAUUUUAAAGAACUUUUACCUGCUCCUAUUACCCAGUGAAUUGUGUGCAGCGCAUAGCAGCAAGUCUUGAGGUGGGUGUCCCAUGUCACGUUCUUAGAGCUGCUCCGGGUAGGCCCUUCCAAACAGAUGCCCUGUGUCACAUUGUCACAGUUCCCGAGGGGAGGCCACAGCAGAUUGAUGCCUUGUUCCUUCAGGGAAGCCUCCUGUCUGUGGGCCAGGAAAGGAGAACUUCUCCUAGAAUGACGUUCCUUUGUCUAGCUGGGGUUUUCUUCAUCAUCUGAGCUCUUGGUUUUUAUCCAGGUUGGAAAGAAUCAUGUCACUUCUCAGUCUCCGUCCCUGUUCGCUGGCUCUAAACAGUGUACACCUAAGGAGGACGUUUGAAAACAGGACUUGGGUGAUUUACGUAGUGCUUUGUAUUCUUUACCACAUGGCAUAGAACUAGUUAAAAAUUGAGACAAUAAACUCGAAAGCCAACCAGUAUAAGUGUACAUUUAUUUUGAACUCUUAAGAAUUUGAGAGGUGUUUUUUGGCCUUGAGCAGCCUAACUUGUAUCUCAAACAUUAAACUUUAAUACUUUCUCGUUACCUGUAACUGAAAGACCAGAAUAAUUGGUUUUGCCUCCCAUUCCAUCCAUCAACAUUUCCAAGUCCUGUUGAGUGCCUGAAGCUACUGCAAACUGAGGAAUAUGUGUACAGCAGCUUUCCUCUUUGCCUUGAGAAGGCCUGGUUCUGUGUACAAAGCCCAAAUCAGAUCUGCUGGUUUUUAACGUGUUAUUUACCUCCCCUUUUGCUUAGUAUUUCUUCUGUGCGUGUUAACAAGAAAACAGAUAUUCCUGAUUUUCACUGUUGGUUAGCUUUGUCAUAAGCUUCCUGCUGGGACUUUUUGUUUGUUUUGUUUUUGUUUUGUUUUGUUUUGUUUUUGACUACUGCACCUCUGAUCAUCAUCUUGGUUCGGCACUCUAAAACAGGGCUCAUUUUAGAAGCCUUAGUUCCUCCAGUCAGAGUAGAACUCAGUGGUGUCAAAGAACUUAGGUCUCACUUUUUCUCUUUCCUCUGCCAUUUCUUCAUUGCAGAAAGAGCCUCUGCAUUUAAUCAUUCAACACAGAGGUGACUACAACCGUAAUAAUCAGUGGUAGACUUGGGGAUGUUGCUGAGUGACUUGGAGGCUUGUCUUCCUCCUGAAGCUGCAUAAAUCUCAGCCCCCAGCUUCCUUAAUGUUAAGAUCAUAACGUGAAUGAAUCAUGUGUAGUUUUCUGGGGUACAGUGAAGUCCAGGAAAGACUUUGUGUCUCUUAAAAACAAACAUUGUGUGGCCUCUGGGAGUCCUUUUCUGUACGAAUGCUCACUUUCUAGAGUACCUGGUAUAUUAUUGUACAUGAUUGCUUUGUGAAAUGAUUUCACCUUUGCAGCCUUGGUUGAUUUAUUUCCUUUGGUUUGUACUGUUAUUCAAAGCAUAUUGUAUUAUAGAGCUAUUCGGAUAUUUUAAAUAUAAAGAUGUAUUGUUCCCAUAACGUAGAUGAAUGGAAUAUAUUUGAGUGAUAAAUGUAUGACAUGGAGAGUUCUGUUGGGACAAACUGAGUCUAAAUUAAUUACCAAAUACAGCGAAUCCUGGAAUAUAACAAGAAGGGAUAAAGACACUUAAAAUGGAAACCGUUCCCCAAAGGUGUACAAUUUGAACUUGUUCAACUGCUGAAUAUAUGCGCCCCCCCCCCAAAAAAAAACACCUUGGAAUUCUUAGUUAACAGCUCUUAAGUGAAAAUUGUCUCUGGCUUCAACUGGGGAGUGAUCAUUCAGUGUCAUGUGCAUCAUGGUUGAUGCACACAGAGCAGCCUGGCGCUGCGGCCAGCGGUAGCCAUGUAAGUUCCAUCAGGAUAGUCACACCCUCCCACACCUGACUGAGUAACCGUGCAGAUUCCAUGGUCCUGUUCCAAUACUAUCUGAGAAGUGCCUGAUGAUGAUGAUGUACUUACAGAUACAAGAACAAUCUUUACUAUAAUUGUAUAAAGCCAUAAAUGUACAUAAAUUAUCUUUACGUGGC